AUGGCUACGCCGGCCCUCCCAACCCACCCGGGUCCGGAUCACCAGGUUUCCGUCAAGGUUCUCUACAACGACAGUCACCGCCGCUUCAAACUGCCACUGAAGGACCUGCAGGCUCAGGUGCUGCCUCAGAAGCUCCGCUUGCUUCUCGACGUUCCGGCGAAUGUUAACGUCAUCUUCGAACGCUAUUCCGACAGCGCCGGCAACUACAUUCGCCUGGACGAAGAGAACCCCUCCGUCUACAAACAACUGUACAGGGCUGCCAAAGCCAAGUCCAAGCUUCGCAUUAAGGCCACCGCGGUCGACACCUUGGCGCCGGCGCCCUCUGACUUCCCCAUCCCGGCUCAGCCGUCCACCCAGAGUCCUCCUCGACACAGCUAUCUCGAGACCGUCCUCAGCUCACCCAUCCCCAUGGCUGAGAGUCUCCCCGCCACUUCAGAACUGGCAACCACUUCAAGCCUGGCCGACGUCUUGCCACCUCGCUAUCGCGACUUCGACAUGGAAGAUAAGCUCCGCUUCCCGGUAAUCUCUCACAACUCCCCCAAUGGGAUGUUUUGCAUUGACUGCAAUAACUGCGGUCGAUCAAUUGCCAACGAACACUAUCACUGCAGUAUCUGCGAGUAUGGAGACUACGAUCUGUGCCCUCAGUGCAUCGACGAUGGUGCGUCGUGCCGCAGUGAGGGCCACUGGUUGAUCAAGAGAAUGGUGGUGAACGGCGUCGUGACAAACAGCACAACAGAGACCAUUCCCCCUCGUGGGCCACAGGUGGCGGAGUCUCCCAAGCUUCCUGAGGAGCUUGUCGAGCCGGAAAGGGAAGAGCCCAAACCAGAGAUCAAGCCCGAGAUCGCAGUAUGCCCGGCCUACGAGCCUCCUCUUCAUGAGCGUGUUCUGGAAUUGGCGGCUUCGGUCAUCCCCGAUGGUAUGACUAAGUCUGAGGCUGCUGUUAAAGACGAUGAGCAGCCUAUGUGCAACGGAUGCUGCCGUGAUGUUGACGAAAGCAAUUUGGUGCGUUGCAAUGACUGCGAGGAUUACGACCUCUGCCUUCGUUGCCUCCUGAGGAACAAGCACGGCCACCACCCUGCUCACACUUUCUCCCUUGGGUCGGACCGCAACUUCUGCUUGAAGAACCUGAUUAUGUCUCGCUGCCUCCCCGGUCGCCAGUUCAAGCACGCUGCCAUUUGUGAUGGCUGUGAAAAGCGCAUCAUUGGUACCCGCCACAAGUGCCUGUCCUGCCCCGACUGGGACUACUGCCCCAGCUGCAUCCAGAAGGCUUAUCUGAACCACCCUGGCCACCGGUUCGCUCCUAUCUAUGGGGCAAUCGGUGAUCAGCCUCGUGACUCUGAGAUCCAUUACGGCAUCUUCUGCGACGGCCCUCUCUGCAAGGACAAGCCUGCACAGAGCUACAUCAGCGGUGUUCGCUACAAGUGUGCCGUUUGUGAUGACGUUGACUUCUGCGCGAGCUGUGAGGCUCUUCCGAGCCAUCAGCACAACCGUACCCACCCGUUGGUCAAGUUUAAGACCCCCGUCCGCACUGUAACCGUCAGCACUGUCAGCGAUGAUGGCUCUUCCACCGGUCAGGUCUCUUUGGGUGACCAGGCUCGCGUCCCUCUUGCGUCCCCCUCGCAUGAAAGUGUUCAGGAGAAAACUCCAGUUAUUAUGACACAGGCUCCUGUAGAGGUGGAGGCCACCAAACCCGAGCCUGCUUCGCCUACUACCCCCGUCACCCAGUCCACCACUGUUGAGGCACCCGAAGCCACCGAGGAAGACUCAGACCAGUACCAGGCUUACUUCAUCAGUGAUGCUGUUGCCGAUGGUACUAAGCUGCCUCCCAACACCAUAUUCCGUCAAACCUGGACCCUCUUCAACCCCGGUUCCCUUGCCUGGCCUGCUGGCAGUGAUGUCCGCUUUGUCGGCGGAGAUACCAUGUUCAACGUCGAUUCAAGCCACCCAUCCAGCGUCGAGUCUAUUCGCUGUGCGAUGGAGAGCAACAAGCUGUCUGCUCCUUUGGAGCCCGGGCAGAGUGCCGACUUCACUGUGACCCUUCGUACUCCUCAUCGUGAAGGUGCUGCCAUCUCGUACUGGCGUCUGAAGCUUCCUAAUGGUGUUCCCAUUGGCCACCGACUGUGGUGCGAUAUCCAGGUGCAGAGCACCGCAUCUCCUGCUUCGGUUGUCCAGCCAACAAAGGAGAUCGCCGAUGAGUUCACCACGACCGAGUCUUCUACUUCAAGCACAGACCUCGCUAGCAGUAGCAUGAUCUUCCCCAAGCUGGAGAAGGAGUCUCCUGAGUCCAGCCUGCACGAAGCCGUUACCCCGACCCACCAGGCCCCGGCUCUGUCGACUGCCUCUGAGGGAGAUGUCCUGGAAGAUGUUGAGAGCCUCACUUUGGACGAGGCCUCUACCGACGCUGGCUUCCUCACCGACGAGGAGUACGACGUCCUCGAUGCCAGCGAUCAGGAGUUUUUGGAGGCAAAGCAAUCCAUGCACUAA
Penicillium canariense is the source of this 2484-nucleotide messenger RNA. Its product is annotated as ZZ type zinc finger domain protein. The record is from RefSeq and is a predicted model, not a curated record. Gene Ontology annotation, molecular function: zinc ion binding. Bases 1 to 2484 code for a protein of 827 amino acids. Lineage: Eukaryota; Fungi; Ascomycota; Eurotiomycetes; Eurotiales; Aspergillaceae. The transcript is spliced from 4 exons.